CCUUCUCCAGACAUUUGCCUGAAGAUGACAGACAACAUUCACAGCCAGUUGGAGCAUCUUCAAUCUAAAUACAUUGGAACAGGCUAUGCGGACACCAGGAAGUGGGAGUGGUUGGUGAACCAACAUCGGGACUCAUACUGUUCAUAUAUGGGUCACUUUGAUCUGUUGAAUUACUUCUCUGUUGCUGAGAAAGAGAGCAAAGCCCGAGUGCGCUUCAAUCUCAUCCUGUGGCCCACCUUCGGAAAAACCUGACAAUUCCUAGGCUAAGGACUUCAACUGAGAAUAUGUAGAACAUUGUGUUUUUACUGUCCGGCUGUCCAUAUUUAUCCAUUGU
Molecule: messenger RNA, 334 nt
Organism: Salvelinus namaycush (lake trout)
Lineage: Eukaryota; Metazoa; Chordata; Actinopteri; Salmoniformes; Salmonidae
Product: splicing factor 3B subunit 5-like
Exons: 1
Coding region: 25-252 (75 amino acids)
Biological process (GO): mRNA splicing, via spliceosome
Cellular component (GO): U2 snRNP; precatalytic spliceosome
Source: RefSeq, a predicted model, not a curated record